AUGCUUCCUUCUCAACUGAACGGCGCCAACGGCUCGCCGAAGCGAGCAAGCCUGUUUGGGCGCUCCUCGCCCUCGCCAGCGCCAUCGCAGACCCGUCCAAAGUCUGCCAUCAUCACACCAUCCAAAGGAUUCGAGCCGGCCAAAAGUCACCUCCGCAACUCCUCAAUUUCACAAAUAUCCUCCACUUUAUCUCCGGCAAGUGCAACCCGUGAAAGGUCCAACUCUGGUCGAAAUAAUGCCUCUUCUGGAACCUUUGCGCCGAGCUUCAUCAAGUCUGAGGAGCUUAAGCGCGGGGCCGACCAGAUUCACGGAUUAGAAGGCGACAAUGAUUUCUCGGGCAAUAAAUAUGUGUGGCUCCGAGAUCCUGAGAAGGCCUUUAUCCGUGGUCUAGUAUUGAAAGAAUUGGAGGGAGGACAGCUCCUUGUGCAGAGCGACGAUGGCGAUCAACGCGAAGUCGAUGCGGACCAGGUCGACAAGGUCAAUCCGGCCAAGUUCGACAAGGCAGAUGACAUGGCCGAAUUGACACAUUUGAACGAGGCUUCGGUGGUUCACAACCUUCACACCAGAUACCAGUCUGAUUUGAUCUAUACAUAUUCCGGACUCUUCUUGGUUACGAUCAAUCCGUAUUGUCCGCUACCUAUCUACACCAACGAAUACGUGAAGAUGUACAAAGGCCGUGGGCGAGAAGAGACUCGGCCCCAUAUUUUCGCGAUGGCGGAUGAGGCUUUCCGGAACCUGGUGGAAGAGGGCGAGAACCAGAGCAUUCUUGUGACUGGUGAAUCCGGUGCCGGUAAGACCGAAAACACCAAGAAAGUCAUCCAGUACCUAGCAGCGGUUGCCACUUCCGAUACGCCUUAUGGUCGAUCAGGCACGAAGAACCUCUCCAACCUCUCCCAACAAAUUCUCCGUGCCAACCCUAUACUUGAAGCCUUUGGAAACGCUCAAACGGUGCGAAACAACAACUCCUCUCGAUUCGGCAAAUUCAUCCGGAUAGAGUUCUCGCGUUCCGGCCAGAUCUGUGGAGCAUGGAUUGACUGGUAUCUGCUGGAGAAAUCGCGUGUCGUGAAGCCGAAUUCCAGCGAGCGAAACUACCAUGUCUUCUAUCAGCUGUUGCAGGGCGCGGACAAGAAGACCCGCGAAAAGCUCCUGCUCAACAACAUGCAAAUCGAGGAUUUUGCUUACACAAGAGACGGAAAUGAUUCUAUCGUGGGUGUGUCCGAUAGUGAUGAGUGGAACUCUCUAAUUGAGGCUUUCCAUGUGAUGAACUUCUCAGAGGAAGAUCAAUUGUGCAUCUUGCAAACGAUUGCCGCUGUCUUGCAUCUCGGCAAUGUGACCAUUGCGAAGGAAAGUGUUCGCGCAGAUCAAGCCGCCCUUGGUCGCGAUGGAUAUGCUAGCGUGGAGAAGGCUUGUCACCUCCUGGGCAUUGCCCCAGAGCCAUUCGUGGAAGGACUGUUGCAUCCUCGAGUGAAGGCUGGUCGUGAGUGGGUCAAGAAAGUGCAGACACCGGAGCAAGUACGCCUGGCGCUUGAUGCCUUGUCCAAAGGUAUCUACGAGCGUGGCUUCGGUGAUCUGGUGACACGCAUCAACAACCAACUUGGUCGCUCGAUGGCUGAUGACAACUAUUUCAUUGGCGUGCUGGAUAUCGCUGGUUUCGAGAUCUUCGACAAUAACAGUUUCGAGCAGCUCUGCAUCAAUUACACCAACGAAAAGCUCCAGCAAUUCUUCAACCACCACAUGUUUGUCCUUGAACAGGAAGAGUAUGCCAGAGAGCAGAUUGAGUGGCAGUUCAUCGACUUCGGGAAGGAUUUGCAACCGACCAUCGAUCUGAUCGAGAUGACCAACCCCAUCGGUAUUUUCUCAUGUCUUGACGAAGACUGUGUCAUGCCCAAGGCUUCAGACAAGUCCUUCACAGAAAAACUUCAUUCGCUCUGGGAUCGGAAGACCCCCAAGUACCGCUCUGCUCGUCUUAACCAGGGCUUUGUGCUUACGCAUUACGCUGCGGAAGUCGAAUACACCACACAUGACUGGCUUGAGAAGAACAAGGAUCCCAUGAAUGACAACAUCACGCGCCUGCUGGCUCAAUCUGAUCAGAAGCAUGUGGCAAACUUGUUCUCAGAUUGCGCAGAUUCUAGUGAAGGCGAGGAAAACCCCAGAAGUCGCGUGAAGAGGGGAUUAUUCCGGACCGUGGCACAGAAACACAAAGAGCACCUCUCCAGGUUGAUGGCCCAGCUGCACUCGACUCAUCCCCAUUUCGUCCGUUGUAUCUUGCCAAACCACAAGAAGCGUCCGAAAAUGCUACAUGCUCCCUUGGUACUGGACCAGCUCCGAUGCAAUGGUGUCCUUGAAGGAAUUCGAAUUGCUCGAACUGGAUUCCCUAACCGCCUACCCUUCGCCGAGUUCCGACAACGAUAUGAGGUUCUUUGCAAGAACAUGCCAAAUGGAUACCUGGAGGGACAGAGUGCCGCUCAAAUCAUGCUGGAGAAACUCGGGAUGGACAAGGCCUGGUACCGUGUGGGCCGUACCAAGGUUUUCUUCAGAGCUGGUGUUCUCGCAGACCUGGAAGAGAAGCGAGAUCAGCUCAUUCGGAGUAUAAUGAGUCGCUUCCAGUCUGCCGCCAGAGGCUUCGUCCAGCGCCGCAUCUCAAACAAGCGCCUGUACCGUGCCGAGGCUACGAGAAUCAUCCAGCAAAACUUCCACGCCUAUCUUGAGCUUAAGGGUAGUUCUUGGUGGCGAAUGUUUUCAAGAAUGAAGCCUCUCCUUGGAGACACGCGUACUGCCAAGGAGGUCAAGAAGAGAGAUGACCAGAUCAAGGAGAUGGAAGCAAAAAUGAAGCAAGACCUCGCCGAUAAACAAAAGUUGGAUGAGGACAGGCGCCGUGUGGAGCUCGAGAUUCAGAAGAUACAGCAAACACUGGAGAGCGAGCGUGCUCUUGCACUCGACAAAGAAGAGAUCUUCAAGCGCUUGCAGGACCGUGAAGGGGAGCUCACCGAAAAACUUUCGGAGGCUAUUGCAGACCAGGAGACUUUAGAAGAGCAGUUGGAUAACUUGGUGGAUGCCAAGAAGAAGGCUGACGAGCAAUUGCAACUGCGCGUCACGCAACUCGAACAGGCUGGACAAAUCAUCCAGACACUCGAGUCCGAGAAAAAGCAACUACAAUUUUCGCUGGAGGAAAUUGAGAACAGACUGGCCGAGGCUGAGGGUCAAUUCUCCGGGAAGAAUGGUCAGAUCCAGGAGCUCACCCAAGAGAUCAAGAUGCUCCAAAGCCACCUCAGUUUGAAGGAUCGGAAGCUCCAAGACCUGGAAACCAAGCUGUUGAAAACGGACCAGGAUCUUGAUGUGAAGCUUGCCAACACAUCGAAGGAACUGGACAGGUCCAAGAAGCAGGUCCGCGAGCUUUCUGACGAGAACCAGUCAAUUCGUCAACAGAUCAACGAGCUUUCCUCCACUUCAACCGGCUACGAGGAAAUGCUCCGUCGCAAGGAAAGCGAAAUGGCCGUUCUUCGAAAUGAUGUCAAGAAGCACGACGAAGACACAAGAUCCUUGGUCGCUGAGAAGACCUCUCUUUCUACUCGCCAUGAUAACAUGCAAAAGCGUCUCCGCGAGGUUCAAGCUGAAAGAGAUGCCAUGCGAUCAGAAAAGGUCCAACUGGAGCGAGAGGCGGCAGAUGUUAAGAGAUUACUUGACGAAAAACGAUCUGAAGAUGCCGAAGCUGGUGAAAGCCGCCGGAUGCUGGAGCAGCAGGUUCACGACUUGAAGGACCAACUCUUCAAAACUGAAACAGACCUCAGCCGUGAACGUCAGUCAAGGGAUGAUGUUCAAAUGCUUUCCGAGCACAAUCUCGCCCAGUUGAAGGAGAAGUACGAGGUACUGAAUGACUCCAAGAUCGAAAUUGAGAAGGAGAUGUACAUUCAGCAGGACAGUCUACGUCGAGCGAACGAGGCCCGUGUCGUUGCCGAGAACUCACGUAAAGAGCUGCAAACGGAACUGAUCAAGCUUCGUGAGAGGUUUGCAGAUGUCGAAAAUGCCCGCUUGAAUGCCGAGGCAGAUAUCGAACGCAAGAUCAAGCAACAGGCCGACGAGCAUAUAACCAGCCUGCGGACCGAUCUUGAUGAGAAGACACAGUUGCUCGAGGAUCUUGAAAACGAGCGCUAUCAACUUUCAGUCCGGGUUCAGGAACUUGAACACGCAAUCUCGGAGUCUGACAAUUUCCGCAUUCGCCACGAUCAACACAAGGAGCGUCUUGAAAGGGAGCUUGUUACCUUGAGAGGCCGAUUGACAGCUUCGGAGAACGAUAACCGAUCCCUUCUGACCAAGAUUCAACAAAAGAAUCUGGAUAUUGCUCGCUCGAACUCGAAAGCCAGUGACAACAACAGAGUCCGAUUGACGAAUCUCCAGAAAGAAAAGACCAAGCUCGAUGAAGAGAACAAGAAGCUUGAACGCCAAUUGGAGAAGUUGUCCUUAAGCCUCGAGGAUCUCAACCAUGAAGUCCAACGUGAGCACAAGACCAGUCGCAAUGCUGAGAAGGCCGCCUCCACGGCCAACAUUCAGCUCUCGGAGGCGAACCGCAAUCUCGAAAAUGAGCGACAAUUGCGGGCCCAGGCCCAGGCGAAUACCCGGCAAACUCAGAAUUCUCUGGAUGGAGCCCACAAAGAGAUCGCAGAUCUCCAUCGCCAAUUGAUUCUUCUACACAGAGUCUUCGAACCCGAGGCGUCUGAGCCCACCAAGUCCUGGGAAGCCGUUCAACCGCACCUGUCAAAACAGGUCGACUUGGCGCAAAUUCUUGAGACAGUACAGCACAAACUUCAGGUGACUGAGGAGAAGUACUCGCGCGCCGAAGGCCAGCUUUCGGAGAUGCGCCGACGCCAUGCGGAUGAAAUGAAAGAGCUCGAUACCAGAUACUCGACCUCCAAGCGCGCCCUGCUUGAGGAGAUUGAUCAAAAUGAAGUGGCCAACAAUCGCACACCUACCCACUUCAGGAAGAACUCUGAAAACGCGAUGAAGAGGAUGUCAAACCCGGCGACGCCCAACAGACGCUACAACAAUCUUCAAGAAGGAGCACCUGAUUCUGCUCGGUCAGACAGGACCGUCGAUACAGUGGGCUACCAGAAGCGGAUGGAUGCGGCCGCGGAAAUCGAAGAACUUCAGAACAAGCUUCAGAUGACUGAGAUGCAGAACAAGCAUCUCCAGAGUCAGCUCCAGUCCACUCCCACACGAGAUAUCUGGCAGGAUGAAAGUCCUUCGAUCCGUCGCAUGCAGCUUCUCGAGCGUGAGAACGGACGUCUUCACGACCAGCUGGAUGAUUCUGCUAAAAAGGUCUCGUCUUUGGAGCGAAGUAUCCGCUCUGGACAACUGUCGCUUCGCGAUGUGCAGGCCAAGUCGCAUGAGGAGCUGUAUGAUCUGAUCAACUCGCAGGAGCAGUCUCGCCGCUCCCUGCUCAAGGUCCACAAUGAUACCAUCGCUGAAUAUGGCGAGGUCAAGUCACACCACGAGAAGUUGAAGCGCAGCAAGGCGGCUUUGGAGGUCGAUCUUCGCGACGCUCGCUCCGAAGCCCAAGAGCUGCAAGCCGGCAGAGAACAUGACGCCUCCAGCCGUAACCAACUCCUUCAGGAAUUCUCUGAGUUGCAAAUUCGUCUUGAUGCCGAGACAUCCAGGACUGCCGACCUUGAGUCUAGCCUUAGCUUAUAUAAGAGUCGCGCGGAUGACUAUUUCAGCAAGGUUGAGCAGGCGGAAAUUACUGUUCUGAAGGCUACUCGUGCUGAACAAUUUGCGAAGUCCCAGAGCCAGGAAGCCACAGAGACUUGCGCUCAGAUAAUGUCUGAGCGGAAGGAAAUGGAUGCGCUUGUUGAAGACUUGCAGCGACAGACUCAGUCCCUCGAAGCUCGUAUGGAGGACCAAGCUGCGGAGCUUCAAGGAGCUUUGCAGGCCAAGCAGCGUCUCCAGAAUGAGCUCGAGGACUAUCGGAACCAGCGCGCCAUUGAUCUCGAGGACAAGGAGACCUCGAUGGAGCAGACAAGGCAAAAGUACCAGCGGGAGUUCACCACCAUCAACUGUGAACUCGAGAUGGAACGUGAGCGCCUGCUCAAUGUUCGCGGAGAGAACUCUCGCCUACGUGAGGAUCUGGAGAAUCUUCGAAGCAAGUGGGACGACGAAGUCAUCAACAGCUCGACCUGGGCGAAGGAGAAGGCCCGCUUGGAUAUGGUCAUGCAAGACAUCAGCAACUCCCGCGACGAAGCUGCGAAGGCCCACAACGAAGCCCAGAGCAAGGUUGGCUCACUCCUUUCGCAAGUGCGGACUCUCCGCACCGACAUCGAUGAUGUGACGGCCGAGCGCGACUUGCUUCUUAAGGAUAAAAAGAUGCUUGAGGGCCGGCUAGCAGAAGCCGGCGAGCGCCUUGAGGAUCUUGCCAAGGGUGAGAGCCCAUCUAUGCGCAAUGCCGCCAGCAUGGAUCGUGAGCUUCUCGAGCUCAAGUCCAAACUUGCUCAGCAAGAAGACUUAUCUACUGCCGCUGUUGGUAAGAUGCGUCGCGCUGAUGCCCUGGCUACCGAGAUCCAGAAGGAGCUUACCACCGAGCGUGAGACCAAUGCCCAGCUGUUCAAGGACAAGGCUGGAUUGGAGAAGCAGCUUAAGGAGGUGCAGCUCCGAUGCGUUGAUCUGGAGACCAAGAGCUACUCAUCUGGUAGCCAAGAUGUGCGGUUCUUACACAAGCGUAUCAAGGAGCUCGAGACUCAUCUCGAAGAACAGGAGAGCAAGAACAGUGCCGAGCAGCGCUCUCUUCGCAAUGUCGAUCGUACCGUCAAGGAUCUCCAAUCCCAGAUUGAUCGACGCGACAAGAUGAACUCUCAACUCACCGACGACAUCAACAAGGCUCGAGACAAGAUCGAGCGACUCCUCCAAAACAUCGACGAGCUCCAGCAAGGCGACACCGAGACGCAGUUUCAAGCUCGCCGUGUGGAGCGAGAGCUGCGCGAGGAACGCGAGAAAGCACUACGCCUGGAACGCGAACUCGAAGGAUUAAAGGGAAUGCGAACACUUACCCGGGCCCCCAUGGCCGGUUUGAGCGAUAUGGGCAGCCGACGAGGAAGUGCCGUGUACGGAUCUAAUGACACCCCUCAGCGAAAACCCAGCAACACCAAGGGGUUCUUGUGA
This is a messenger RNA of Penicillium cinerascens, 7146 nucleotides long. RefSeq names its product type II myosin. The transcript is spliced from 6 exons. Gene Ontology annotation, molecular function: actin filament binding; cytoskeletal motor activity; ATP binding. The record is from RefSeq and is a predicted model, not a curated record. The coding region runs from base 1 to 7146 and encodes 2381 amino acids. Gene Ontology annotation, cellular component: myosin complex. Lineage: Eukaryota; Fungi; Ascomycota; Eurotiomycetes; Eurotiales; Aspergillaceae.